UAGCUCGAUGCUCACUUCGGCCGUUGACGUUUCCCACCGAAUUAACGACGGAUGCUGUCGGGUGUGUUAGGACGGUGCGUUAACUCAGACUAAACAUAGCAAAAUAACCAAUAAACAUAUCUACGAGUACAUCUUAUUCCACCACAUACAACCAACAGCAAUUAUUCAGACUCCGGGACGGAGUACUUCGUUAGCUCGUCGCUAGCUAGCUAACCAGCUCGCUGCCGACAUGACGUGGAAAAUACCAUCCGAUCCCGAGGGUCCUUCUUCCCUCUCCCCGGCAUUCCCACCGCGGGGCCCCGAAGGAGAAAGCUGUAGAAUUGUCCUCCGACCAACCGCUCCUCCCGUCCCGCGAGCUCUCCUUUUCAUCGCAGGGUUGACGACGAUCUGAGGGCCUUCUCCUUUGGAAGUAGCAGCCGUGGUAGCACAAAGACAGGAAGCGGUGAUCCAACCACUUCCGGUUCUUUUUUUUUUAUUUAUGUUGAUAUUGUUCUGUAAAAUUGUACUUUUAUGUUCCUGUAAUUCUGCUUAUAUUGUUAUUGGUUUGUACAAUUGAAGCUUGUAAUAAUAUAUAUAUAUUUUAAAAAAAUCCAAACACUUCCGGGUCUCGGGGGCGGUCACUGUUUGUGUUCCAGCAUUGAAGCUGCUAGCUGGCCAGUUGCUAACAAGCUUACGCUGCUAAGCUGUGAAAAUGUCAUUUGUAGAUUCCCGUUAGAAUCCGUUGUUGUGGGAUUACCGCUAGCGUGGAGCAGACUGGAAGCAAAUGUGACGUAAAUGUCCUAACGUUUCCAAGAAGCGGCGUUAGCAGAAGCGUGUUGACAUGGGGAGGUGAACGUUAGCAAUGCCUCCCCCCUGAUGUACGAACAUAAAGAGACCCCACCCGAGCCGCAGCGGCCAGCAGCGCCACAACGACGCGACGCCGCCCGGGUCGGCGGCAGAGGGAGCUCACCGGGGUCGGAGUCGUCCACGAUGGGGCUGGUUCUGCAUUGGGUGCAGGACGUAGCAUCCGUGACUCUGCUGAAGGCCCGGAGGACCUUAUUCCAGGCCGCCGUUCUUUUCUGCGUCCUGGGUCUGCUGCUGUGGGUGUCGAUCUUUCUUUACGGGAGCUUCUAUUAUUCCUACAUGCCCACCGUGAGCUUCUCCGCCCCUGUGCACUUCUACUACGCGUCUGACUGCGACGCUUCGGAAUUGGCGCUGUGCUCCUUCCCGACGGCCAACAUCUCCUUCAUGAAGAACGACAGGGACCAGGUGUUGGCUUACGGGCAGCCCUAUCGCAUAUCUCUGGAACUGGAGCUGCCCGAGUCUCCUGUGAAUGAGCAACUGGGCAUGUUCAUGGUCAAGAUGUCCUGUUACACCAGGGGCGGCGGGACCGUGUCGUCGGUCGGACGCUCUACCAUGCUGCACUACCGCUCCAGUCUUCUGCAGACCAUGAGCACUUUCCUCUUCUCUCCUCUCCUCCUGACCGGGAUGGCUGAGCAGAAGCAGCUCAUCGAGGUGGAGCUCUUCUCCGCGUACAAGACCAACAGCUAUCAGCCCACCGUCGGCGCGGUGGUGGAGAUCCAGUCCAAACGGGUUCAGAUCUACUCCUCCCAGCUCCGCAUCCACGCUUAUUUCACCGGCGUGCGCUACAUCCUCUACAACUUCCCCCUGACCUCGGCCGUGAUUGGCAUCGCCACCAACUUCGCCUUCCUCGGCGUCAUUGUGCUUUUCAGCUACCUGCAGUUCAUAUGGGGUGGGCUGUGGCCCCCAGACCAGGUCCGGGUCAAAGUCAUGAUGGGAGACAACACGCGCAUGCAGCGGAGGAAAGAGGAGGUCAGGAAGCGCAUGGAGAAGGAGAGCUCCCAAAAGGAGCUCGACACUCCGAGAGUCAUUGGACCCGCGACUGAUGCGGCCGAUUACCCGGCGAAUGACACGGUGGGGGCGCGGUCGUCAAAAGCGUCCUUUGUGGAAGUAAAUGCCAGCGAGCCCGAUGAUCCUGAUGCCGAAACGGAGGCGUCUCAUGAUUCGCCGGCGCCAGAGGGGGAAGAGCAGACGCUCCGACAAAGAUGUGUCCCUGGGAAGGGUCUUUAGGUUCACGUGCGCUCCGCUUCAGAUAGCUGCCCAUCCGUCUUAACGCUAGCAGCCACUAUGAGAGGUCAAAUACAAGGUCGAUGGGGGCAGGUAUUGUUUUAACUCCACUACUAACACCCCUUUGUUCAAAUGUUUCACUCGCUGUGAUGUUGAGUGUUUUGUGUCAGUCAGUCUCCAUCACUUCCACAGCAGCCUGACGUGCAGUUCCGGUCACAAGGUCACAUGACUUGCGGUUUUAUGACAUUGAGCGCAUGCACUUGAGGUUACAAAUGCAAGUCAGUACAAGUGAACGCUACACGCCUGGCGCUUCCUGGGCGCUUCCUGGGCGCUUCCUGGGCGCUUCCUGGGCGCUUCCUGGGCGCUUCCUGGGCGUUGGUAUCGCUAAUAGCUUCUGUAUUCUAAAUGAAUGUGUUGCACGUGUCGUCCUGCUCAUUGACCAGUUCUGUCUGCUAAAGCGUAGUUUAGCGUUAGCCUUUGUUAAAGAAUCCGCUGGGCUUCAUUCAGCUGACGAAUACCCUAUUUAUUGUUCCGCAGAAAAGAGCAAAUGUUUUAGAUGCAUAUUUUAAGUUGUACUGUAUGUUUGUUGGUGCAUGGGAGAACAGCAGAUGUUUAUUUGAGGUAGAGGUAACAGGUCAUAGGUUCACUCCUUGUGGUCAAGCUCAGGUCUAAGCAGGUUUAUUUAAAAGUUAUGGUACCAAAGAUAGUCUUACACGUUUGCUCAAAAGUAUAAUAAGUAAUAUAAGCUCUGUACUUGUAUGAAAAUACAUUUUAUGUAUUGUCACUGAAUAAAAAACAACACAUAAUGCUGCAA
Doryrhamphus excisus (bluestripe pipefish) is the source of this 2881-nucleotide messenger RNA. Its product is annotated as seipin-like. Gene Ontology annotation, biological process: lipid droplet organization; lipid storage. The record is from RefSeq and is a predicted model, not a curated record. Gene Ontology annotation, cellular component: endoplasmic reticulum membrane. Lineage: Eukaryota; Metazoa; Chordata; Actinopteri; Syngnathiformes; Syngnathidae.